AUGCGCUUUGCCCAGAUUUUCAUGCUUGCCGCCACCAUGUCUGGUGCAUUUGCUGGCAAGAACUGCAAAUGCCAGGACCCAAGCGGUAAAGGCCCUCAGUGGAAUGGCCUGACCAAGCAAUGUUGCAACGGAGAUGUCAAUGCCGGUUGUUUCUUUGCACCCAACUUUCCCGGCCCCAACAACCAGGUUCAUUACUUCGGCUCUUUGGAAAAUAGCCAUUGUACUGGUGUUGGCAACUGUCUCAACUCCGGUGCUUUCAACGAUUGCUGCAAGAGUAAGGGGGCUCCUGGAGCCUACUGCUGGUGA
Colletotrichum gloeosporioides is the source of this 306-nucleotide messenger RNA. RefSeq lists its product as uncharacterized. The transcript is spliced from 3 exons. Lineage: Eukaryota; Fungi; Ascomycota; Sordariomycetes; Glomerellales; Glomerellaceae. Bases 1 to 306 code for a protein of 101 amino acids. The record is from RefSeq and is a predicted model, not a curated record.